AAAACAAAAAUAAAAUAAACAAACAAACAAAAAACGAAACCGUGCUGUUUAUAGUCGUACCUUGUGCUUCAACAUUUGUACCCUUCAGCUACUUGAAAUUUCGGUUUCUUUGAUUCUUUGUUUGCUACAGUGAAACGCAGCGAAAUCUGCGCCGGUUCUCUGCUACAAAGCACUGCUCGGAUUUCCAAACUUUUUAUUAUUAUUAGAAGGGGAUUUUUAUCGGAUCGGAUUCGGAGCUCCAUACACAGAGAGAGAGAGAGAGAGAGAGAGAGUGUGUGUGAGUGAAAGAAGGCUCGGAUGUAGAGAGAGAAAGAGAAGGUUCUAGAGAGAGAGAGAGAGAGAGAGAGAGAAGGAGAUGGAGGUGGAAAUGGAAAUGGAAAUGGAGGUUGAGCCAGUGUUUGAGGUUAGUGAAGUGGACUUUGACUAUGAGUUCGAAGCGGCAAUGUACUUCGAUUUGAGUCGAGCAGAGACUCGAGCGGAGGCUUGUGAAGCUGAGCUCUGGUUCGAGUCCGCUAAGGAGUACCCUCCUUCUCCUUUUGUGACAAAGUUAGUUAAGAGAGAGGAUAUUCUGCUGGAAAAUGUGAAUACCUCACCAAAACCAAAGAAUGUGGAAAGUACAAUGGAGUCUGAUGUUGGCGUGGGCCGAGAUUUUUGUGCAUUAGAUGUCAAUUACAAAGAGUGUGAAGGAAUGGAUAGAGGGAUCUUCACUAAAUUACAGAGUGGCAAUCUGCAGAAAUUUCUGAAUCAACCCUUGGAAUUAACUACAGGCAUGACAUAUUACAAUCACCCAUCCACUGACAAGCUAAAAGCUAAAGCAAAGUCUGCUGUCAAACCCUUUUUUCCUAGGAGCUCAACCUUGAUGAAACCUACGGCUAGCCAGUUGGCUAAGCAAAAUCGGCCUGUCCAAGUUAAUGGUUCCAGAUUUCAGUCUCAACUGGCUCAAAACAAGGAGAGGAGCUUACAUUAUUCUUCUGGGGUUGAAACUCAAGCUUCUAAAAGGCAGAAGCUGGAGGGAGGUCACUUGCAUAAGGUUACAGGCACAAACCAGGAAGCCAAUUUGGUCCACAAACCAUCUAAAAAGGAUGAAACAGUUGAUAAAAACUCUGCUCAUGGCAGAAUGAAGAUUACUAUUCCAAGAGAGCCUGAGCUUGAAACAGCUAAUAGGGCCCAAAGGAUAAGGCCUAAGAAUAGUACAGAACUAGAAGAUGUUAAACCAGCUGCACGUAGAUUCAAAGCACGUCCAUUGAACAGAAAAAUUCUUGAGGCCCCUUCAUUGUCACUUCCAAAGAAGAGCAUUCCAAAGUUACCAGAGUUUCAAGAAUUUCACCUAAAGACAUUGGAGAGGGCUAUGCAACACACAUCUUCUUUUACAUCAUCCUCUCUUAAUUGCAACAAUACUGACAAGGGAAUGGACAAACAUCGCACUUCAAUUGUUGCAGGAAAUGGAAACCUGGAGCCCAGAGGACCAAGUACCAUGGAUGUUACAAAGCAGGAUGGAUGUGAUGUAAUGCACAAUUUUAAAGCUCGUCCUCUAAAUAAGAAGAUAUUUUCUAGUAAAGGAGAUAUUGGUGUUUUCCGAAAUAGCAAGCGAGAAGCAACAGUACCAAUGGAAUUCAAUUUCCAUUCUGAGAAAAGGAUUCAGCCUAACCCACCAACAGAACUGUUCAGCAAGCUCUCUCUGAAAGCUGAGCUCCAGCCAAAUAAUGGAUCUCAGCUCAGAUUGCCUCACCCUACCUCUAUGUCUAUGAAGGGCUCAAAAGAAAACAGAUUGAGUUCUUUUCAACCAGAACAUGAGAUACUGCAUCCGAUGAAGGGAAAACCUCCUAUUUUUGGUGGACAGCAGAUUCAAAGUGAUGGCAUCUUUGAAGGUGGUCUGCAGAGUAAGAGGAGCACGGGUAUCCGCUGAGAGCAAAAGAGGAAAGUACCAAGAAUGAUUUUUCUCAUUGCCAGCAGAUUUGAGCUUCUGCUGUUGACGAUGGAAGAUUGAUGAAUGUACAUAGGAAUGUACUGCACAUCAAAGAUUAUCAAGCUCUUUUGCUGUAUAUGGAAUCUUGUUAUCUCACCUUUGAAGAAACUGACGUUCUCACAAAAAUUAUGUUGAAUUAGCUUUUGCUUUUCAUACAGUUUCUAGGUUUUAGUUCAUAAUCCAAUAAAUAUAUUAAAAGGCCGGUGUUGUAUAGGCAAUUUAAGCCACCUCACCCUCAUAGCAUCUUUUUCCACCUUUUUAUGUAGAACCAACACCAAAUGUAAUGAUCAAAGUAAAAAAAUAUAUGAAAUACAGAUGUUCCUCCAAA
Molecule: messenger RNA, 2294 nt
Organism: Quercus robur (English oak)
Lineage: Eukaryota; Viridiplantae; Streptophyta; Magnoliopsida; Fagales; Fagaceae
Product: protein TPX2
Exons: 18
Coding region: 356-1906 (516 amino acids)
Biological process (GO): regulation of mitotic spindle organization; activation of protein kinase activity; mitotic spindle assembly
Cellular component (GO): nuclear microtubule; mitotic spindle
Molecular function (GO): microtubule binding; protein kinase activator activity
Source: RefSeq, a predicted model, not a curated record